Plasmodium yoelii is the source of this 963-nucleotide messenger RNA. RefSeq names its product PIR protein. Bases 1 to 963 code for a protein of 320 amino acids. The transcript has 3 exons. NCBI's taxonomy places the organism in Eukaryota, Apicomplexa, Aconoidasida, Haemosporida, Plasmodiidae. The record is from RefSeq and is a predicted model, not a curated record.
AUGGAUCAUUUCCUGUGUAUAAGGUUUAGUACAUUAAGGGGAUAUUAUCCCGAUGAAUUAAACAUUUCUAAAGAACGUGAUAUUCAUAAUAUAGGGGGUAUUGUAAAAUACUGCCCUAAUGGAAAUUCAAGAGACAAAAAAUGCAAUACUGAGCUCGAUAAAAUAAAUGCUGCAUGCUUAUGGUUGUUCGAGCAAAAUAUUGCUAAUAGGAUUGAUGAUUUAAGUAGUGAACAGGUUAAAGCGUUUAUUAUAUACAUUAUGAUAUGGUUAAAUUAUAUGUUAAACCUAAAGAAAGAUGGCAAAAUCACCGCAUUAAAAGAUUUUUAUACUAAUCAUAUAGAAAACAAUCCGAAUUAUAUUAAUUGUAAAAGUGAUGGUAACGAUUGUAAUAGUACAUUAAAUGAUAAAGCGGGAUAUAAUAAUUUUAAGGAAGUCAUAGUUAAAAAUAUGGAAUUGUCGAAUAUUAAUUUUGAAGAUAUAUCUAAAUUUUAUGAUGCAUUUAAAUUAUUAUGUAAAAUGUAUAUUGAAUUUAACGAAGACGAGCCAGAAUGCACGAAAUAUUUGGAAUAUGCAAAUAACUUUGUUGACAAAUAUAAAAAACUUAAUGGAAAUUCUAGUGUUACUGGAAACAUUUCAUAUAGUCAAGUAUUGUGUACUUUAUCAACUGAUUAUGAUAAUUUUAAAAAGAAAUGUAAUGGUAUUAAUUGUAUGAAUAUUCCAUUGCUUCCACCGAUAAAAACAAUACAACAUCCCGUACAAAGUUCUAAAGAUCAUUCUGAACAUGCUUCUGUACAAAAAUCUGAUGUUACAUCAUCAAGUUUGUCGAUAGUAAACAAAUUAAUUCUAGCUUUAUCAAUAUUCGGUGCAAUAACAGUUUUUUGGGGAAUUUCUUAUAAGUAUUCGUUAUUCGGAUUUCGGAAACGAUCUAAAAAACAACAUUUAAGAGAAAAUCUAAAAAAAUAA